AUGCCUGGCCCUCGGAACAUGAAGAAGAAGAAACAAGUGGAGUCGAAGAAAGCCAAGCGCAACAAACCACUCCCCGACAAGCCGACGUUGGAGACAGACGCUUGCGAUGUUCGCUCGCAUCCACCAGCUUCUCACCAUUCACAUCAUGCCUCCGAAACCAGUGUACCAGAUACCAUCUCGAAUCAAGUUUCCGAGCUGCAGAUAUGGAGCCAGCCGCCAUCUGACAGCCCCGACGAUCACGUUAGACGCACCACACCCUACACCUAUGAUAUGACCUACGAAGACGCUCAUCUUGAUGCGGAUAUCCCACCAAUAUUUACGAAGAAGCCGUUCAUUCAUGACCCCGGUAACGGACCACGCGUACGGGAUACGCGAGCUUUUCUUGCAUCGACUUUCGCUUCUCCGCCCUCGCUGGAAGAUCCUCUGUGUGCCGAGUUCGCACAGGACGAGAUGCUGGAGAUGUUGUCACUGAUACUCCCAGAGGAGACUGCAUUGGUGCUGUGGUACAAUAAGAGCCGCAAGACCGCUCGAGUAUGUCCUGCCUGCCAGCGACUGUAUCGGCUAGGGGAUGUUCUUCCCAAACACCUCAACGAAGAGGCACUCACACAGUCUGCCGAGCACAUGCGGGAGCAUCUCUACCGCGAGCAGGCUAUCAGCGGGCUCUGCUCCUCCGUCUGCUUCAUGCUCGCUGCAUUAAACUACCCCGGCGCUAUUAGCUCCACGUGGGGACGGAUGGCGGAGGAACUGGGCGAUGCGACGUGGGACCUGCUGGACGGGCCUGGCACGAACGCCGUCCAAAACGAUCGGGGGCUCAGUCUGCUGCUGAAGAUGACACGCUGUGCGGAUCUCGGGCUGGGAGAACUGCUCUUUCCGGAGGAUGAUGUUGACGACCUAUUGGAUGGGGAGGGCAGUCAUACGAAGGUGGUAGAGGAUCGGACAUGGACUACGCCGACGUUUCGCGAUGCAGAUGGGGUGGAAUUAGCAGAACAGAUGGGAGGCCUCCGAUUGCGUGCUGGGAGCUGA
This is a messenger RNA of Laetiporus sulphureus 93-53, 1023 nucleotides long. RefSeq lists its product as uncharacterized. NCBI's taxonomy places the organism in Eukaryota, Fungi, Basidiomycota, Agaricomycetes, Polyporales, Laetiporaceae. The record is from RefSeq and is a predicted model, not a curated record. The transcript has 3 exons. Bases 1 to 1023 code for a protein of 340 amino acids.